GAGAGCGAGAGAGUGGAGCGUGUCUGAGGAGGAGAAAGACAGAAGGAACCGGACAGAACAAACUCACCUGGACCCAUCUGGACUCACCUGGACUCACCUGGACCCAUCUGGACUCACCUGGACUCACCUGGACUCACCUGGACUUAACGGUUCUACACUUCGACUGCCGGAGCGUCUUGAGUCAGACUUCACCUGAUUCACCCGGGGAACGAGAGACCGAUUCAUACUCAGGUCUCAUCAUCGCCCGGCGGUCGUCGCUGCGUUGCCGUGGCGAUGUUCCAUCGCAGGAAAAAGAAGCGCAGGCCGCAGAUCUCUGCGCCGCAGGACUUUCAGCACAGAGUCCACACGUCGUAUGACGCAGCGACCGGACGCUACGUGGGUUUGCCGCCACAGUGGCAGAGCGUCAUUGACACGCUGAGGAGGCCACGCCCCCUGGUGGACCCCUCGAGGGUCACCGAGGUCGAGCUAAGAAAGACGAUAGUUCGGGGUAGUUUCAUCGGUCAUGAGGACUACAUUUCCCACGUCAUCUCUGAGAUGAGCCGUCUCUCCGUCACAAGCUCCAACUCUCUUCGCCGGAGCAGCCCAUCGGCUCGGAAACGGGCGCGCUCUCUAGGGCGCCUGGGAGAACUGGUGGAGAACGAGACGUACCAGUACGAGGAGCUCGUUAAACAUGGUGCCAAGACGAGUGGGAGCUCCACCUACUGGCAGGACAGGAUACGACAGGUCCGCAGCGAGAGCGGCAGCCCCAAACUGAACGGGUACCUGCAGAGAGCCAAGUCCACCUGCGAGGUGGGGACUGAGGCCACGCCUCCCACACCUCAGACGACAGGUGCAACGGGUGGUCUGUGCGCGGGGGCGCCGCUUAUGCAGAGGCCGACUUCCUGUCAGGUCAACAUGCGGACUGCGGAGGCCGGCAGAGCUCACCUGAGACAGAAAGCAGCUGAACUGCCCGACCUGCUGUCCACCUCCAGAGAAACUCCCAGAAGGCCUCACUCCACCUACGACCUCAAGCUCCCCUCCUCCUCACCCCCCCUCCUGCUGCCCCCGCCAAACAGCACCAGCAGCCCGCUGGUCACCGGCCGGGGUUUACCUCGCCGCCUGCUCCGCCCCUCCUCCAGCUUCAACAUCGGCACUUCUCCAAGGACACAGACCCCCCUGACCCAGGAAGUCCCCUCUCUGUGCCGCCCCUCCCCCACGGGCUCACCAGGACUCCCUCCGUCCUCCUCCCGCCUCUGCCCCUCCUCCACCCCGCAGACGGCGCCUGACGCUGGAGGAAGGGUGACUCACGAGCAGUUUAAGGAGGCGCUGCAGAUGGUGGUGGACCCAGGAGACCCGAGGACCGCUCUGGAGAACUUUGUGAAGAUCGGGGAGGGGUCCACGGGGGUGGUGUGCAUCGCCCGGGAGAGACACAGCGGGCGGCAGGUGGCGGUGAAGAUGAUGGACCUGAGGAAGCAGCAGCGACGAGAGCUGCUCUUCAACGAGGUGGUGAUCAUGAGGGACUACAGGCAUCAGAACGUGGUGGAGAUGUUCCGCAGCGCUCUGGUGGAGGAGGAGCUCUGGGUAAUAAUGGAGUACCUGCAGGGCGGCGCUCUCACCCACAUCGUCAGUGAAACCAGGCUGAAUGAAGAGCAGACAGCGACGGUGUGUGAAGGCGUCCUGCAGGCGUUAUCUUACCUCCAUGCUCAAGGAGUCAUUCACCGAGACAUCAAGAGUGACUCCAUCCUGCUGACACUGGACGGGAGGAUCAAACUGUCAGACUUUGGGUUCUGUGCUCAGAUCAGUAAAGACGUCCCAAAGAGGAAGUCUCUGGUCGGGACUCCGUACUGGAUGGCUCCUGAGGUGAUCUCCAAGAAACCGUACGGGACCGAGGUGGACAUCUGGUCUCUGGGCAUCAUGGUGGUGGAGAUGGUGGACGGAGAGCCGCCGUAUUUCAGUGACACGCCCAUCAAUGCCAUGAAGAAGCUGAGAGACGAGGUAGCACCGAGUGUGAAGAACAUCCACCGGGUGUCUCCGGUGCUGAAGGACUUUAUGGACUGCAUGUUGACUCGUGACACGCAGCAGCGCUCCAGUGCCACCGACCUGCUGGAGCAUCUGUUCUUGCUGCAGGCGGGCACGCCACGCUGCCUGGUGCCGCUGGUGGAGCAGAACCGCAAACGCAUGUCCCUCUGCUGAACACCUGCUGAACACCUGGGAGAACACCUGAGGGAAGAGACUCAUCUGAUUUGAAUGUGAGGCUAACCUAACACACACCUAAGGACCUGAGACUCACCUGAUACUCACCUGAGACUCACCUGAGACACACCUGAGACUCACCUGAGACUCACCUGAGAUCAACCUGAGACAAACCUGAGACUAACCUGAGACACACCUGAGACUCACCUGAGAUCAACCUGAGACUCACCUGAGACUCACCUGAGAUCAACCUGAGACUCACCUGAGACUCACCUGAGACACACCCGAGACACACCUGAGACUCACCUGAGACUUACCUGAGAUCAACCUGAGACUCACCUGAGACUAACCUAAGACUCACCUGAGACACACCUGAGACUCACCUGAGACACACCUGAGACUUACCUGAGAUCAACCUGAGACUCACCUGAGACUUACCUGAGAUCAACCUGAGACUUACCUGAGAUCAACCUGAGACUAACCUGAGAUUCACCAGAGACUCACCUGAGACUUACCUGAGACUCACCUGAGAUCAACCUGAGACUCACCUGAGACUAACCUGAGACUCACCUGAGAUCAACCUCAGACACACCUGAGACUCACCUGAGACUUACCUGAGACUUACCUGAGAUCAACCUGAGACUCACCUGAGACUAACCUAAGACUCACCUGAGACUAACCUAAGACACACCUGAGACUUACCUGAGAUCAACCUGAGACUAACCUGAGACUCACCUGAGACACACCUGAGACUCACCUGAGACACACCUGAGACUUACCUGAGAUCAACCUGAGACUCACCUGAGACUCACUUGAGACACACCUGAGACUUACCUGAGAUCAACCUGAGACUCACCUGAGACUCACCUGAGACUUACUUGAGAUCAACCUGAGACUCACCUGAGACUUACCUGAGAUCAACCUGACACUAACCUGAGAUUCACCAGAGACUCACCUGAGACUUACCUGAGACUCACCUGAGAUCAACCUGAGACUCACCUGAGACUAACCUGAGACUCACCUGAGAUCAACCUGAGACACACCUGAGACUCACCUGAGACUUACCUGAGACUUACCUGAGAUCAACCUGAAACGUAGCUGAGACACACCUGAGACUCACCUGAGACACACCUGAGACUUACAUGAGAUCAACCUGAGACUCACCUGAGACUUACCUGAGAUCAACCUGAGACUUACCUGAGAUCAACCUGAGACUAACCUGAGAUUCACCAGAGACUCACCUGAGACUUACCUGAGACUCACCUGAGAUCAACCUGAGACUCACCUGAGACUAACCUGAGACUCACCUGAGAUCAACCUCAGACACACCUGAGACUCACCUGAGACUUACCUGAGACUUACCUGAGAUCAACCUGAGACUCACCUGAGACUAACCUAAGACUCACCUGAGACUAACGUAAGACACACCUGAGACUUACCUGAGAUCAACCUGAGACUAACCUGAGACUCACCUGAGACACACCUGAGACUCACCUGAGACACACCUGAGACUUACCUGAGAUCAACCUGAGACUCACCUGAGACUCACUUGAGACACACCUGAGACUUACCUGAGAUCAACCUGAGACUCACCUGAGACUCAUCUGAGACUUACUUGAGAUCAACCUGAGACUCACCUGAGACUUACCUGAGAUCAACCUGAGACUAACCUGAGAUUCACCAGAGACUCACCUGAGACUUACCUGAGACUCACCUGAGAUCAACCUGAGACUCACCUGAGACUAACCUGAGACUCACCUGAGAUCAACCUGAGACACACCUGAGACUCACCUGAGACUUACCUGAGACUUACCUGAGAUCAACCUGAAACAUAGCUGAGACUCACCUGAGACUCACCUGAGAUCAACCUGAAACGUAGCUGAGACUAACCUGAGACUCACCUGAGACUCACCUGAGACUAACCUGAGAUUCACCAGAGACUCACCUGAGACUUACCUGAGACUCACCUGAGAUCAACCUGAGACUCACCUGAGACUAACCUGAGACUCACCUGAGAUCAACCUGAGACACACCUGAGACUCACCUGAGACUUACCUGAGACUUACCUGAGAUCAACCUGAAACGUAGCUGAGACUCACCUGAGACUCACCUGAGACUUACCUGAGACUUACCUGAGACUCACCUGAGAUCAACCUGAGACACACCUGAGACUCACCUGAGACUCACCUGAGACUAACCUGAGACUCACCUGAGUCUCACCUGAGACUAACCUGAGACACACCUGAGACUAACCUGAGACUCACCUCAGACUUACCUGAGACUCACCUGAGACUUACCUGAGACUCACCUGAGACUCACUUGAGACUCACCUGAGACUUACCUGAGAUUCACCUGAGACUCACCUGAGACUCACCUGAGAGUUACCUGAGACUCACCUGAGACUUACCUGAGACUCACCUGAGACUCACCAGAGACUCACCUGAGACUCACCUGAGAUCAACCUGAGACUCACCUGGGAUCAACCUGAGACUCACCUGAGACUAACCUGAGACUCACCUGAGACUCACCUGAGACACACCUGAGACUCACCUGAGACUAACCUGAGACACACCUGAGAUCAACCUGAAACGUAGCUGAGACUCACCUGAGACUCACCUGAGAUCAACCUGAGACUUACCUGAGAUCAACCUGAAACAUAGCUGAGACUCACCUGAGAUCAACCUGAGACUAACCUGAGACUCACCUGAGACUUACCUGAGACUCACCUGAGAUCAACCUGAGACUCACCUGAGACUCACCUGAGAUCAACCUGAGACUAACCUGAGAUUCACCAGAGACUCACCUGAGACUCACGUGAGAUCAACCUGAGACUCACCUGGGAUCAACCUGAGACUCACCCGAGACUAACCUGAGACUCACCUGAGAUCAACCUGAGACACACCUGAGACUCACCUGAGACUUACCUGAGACUUACCUGAGAUCAACCUGAAACGUAGCUGAGACUCACCUGAGACUUACCUGAGACUUGCCUGAGACUCACCUGAGAUCAACCUGAGACACACCUGAAACUCACCUGAGACUAACCUGAGACACACCUGAGACUAACCUGAGACUCACCUCAGACUUACCUGAGACUCACCUGAGACUCACCUGAGACUCACCUGAGACUCACCUGAGACUCACCUGAGACUCACCUGAGACUCACCUGAGAGUUACCUGAGACUCACCUGAGACUUACCUGAGACUCACCUGAGACUCACCAGAGACUCACCUGAGACUCACCUGAGAUCAACCUGAGACUCACCUGGGAUCAACCUGAGACUCACCUGAAACUAACCUGAGACUCACCUGAGACUCACCUGAGACACACCUGAGACUCACCUGAGACUAACCUGAGACACACCUGAGAUCAACCUGAAACGUAGCUGAGACUCACCUGAGACUCACCUGAGAUCAACCUGAGACUUACCUGAGAUCAACCUGAAACAUAGCUGAGACUCACCUGAGAUCAACCUGAGACUAACCUGAGACUCACCUGAGACUUACCUGAGACUCACCUGAGAUCAACCUGAGACUCACCUGAGACUCACCUGAGAUCAACCUGAGACUAACCUGAGAUUCACCAGAGACUCACCUGAGACUCACGUGAGAUCAACCUGAGACUCACCUGGGAUCAACCUGAGACUCACCCAAGACUAACCUGAGACUCACUUGAGACUCACCUGAGAUCAACCUGAGACACACCUGAGACUUACCUGAGACUCACCUGAGAUCAACCUGAGACACACCUGAGACUCACCUGAGACUCACCUGAGACUAACCUGAGACUCACCUGAGUCUCACCUGAGACUAACCUGAGACACACCUGAGACUCACCUGAGUCUCACCUGAGACUAACCUGAGACACACCUGAGACUAACCUGAGACUCACCUCAGACUUACCUGAGACUAACCUGAGACUCACCUGAGUCUCACCUGAGACUAACCUGAGACACACCUGAGACUAACCUGAGACUCACCUCAGACUUACCUGAGACUCACCUGAGACUUACCUGAGACUCACCUGAGACUUACCUGAGACUCACCUGAGACUCACCUGAGAGUUACCUGAGACUCACCUGAGACUUACCUGAGACUCACCUGAGACUCACCAGAGACUCACCUGAGACUCACCUGAGAUCAACCUGAGACUCACCUGGGAUCAACCUGAGACUCACCUGAGACUAACCUGAGACUCACCUGAGACACACCUGAGACUCACCUGAGACUAACCUGAGACACACCUGAGAUCAACCUGAAACGUAGCUGAGACUCACCUGAGACUCACCUGAGAUCAACCUGAGACUUACCUGAGAUCAACCUGAAACAUAGCUGAGACUCACCUGAGAUCAACCUGAGACUAACCUGAGAUUCACCAGAGACUCACCUGAGACUCACGUGAGAUCAACCUGAGACUCACCUGGGAUCAACCUGAGACUCACCCGAGACUAACCUGAGACUCACUUGAGACUCACCUGAGAUCAACCUGAGACACACCUGAGACUUACCUGAGACUCACCUGAGAUCAACCUGAGACACACCUGAGACUCACCUGAGACUCACCUGAGACUAACCUGAGACUCACCUGAGUCUCACCUGAGACUAACCUGAGACACACCUGAGACUAACCUGAGACUCACCUCAGACUUACCUGAGACUCACCUGAGACUUACCUGAGACUCACCUGAGACUCACUUGAGACUCACCUGAGACUUACCUGAGACUCACCUGAGACUCACCUGAGACUCACCUGAGAGUUACCUGAGACUCACCUGAGACUUACCUGAGACUCACCUGAGACUCACCUGAGACUCACCUGAGACUUACCUGAGACUCACCUGAGAUCAACCUGAGAUCAACCUGAGACUCACCUGAGAUCAACCUGAGACUCACCUGAGACACACCUGAGACUUACCUGAGACUCACCUGAGACUCACUUGAGAUCAACCAGAGAUCAACCUGAGACUAACCUGACACUCACCUGAAAUCAACCUGAGACUAACCUGAGACUCACCUGAGACUAACCUGAGACUCACCUGAGACUCACCUGAGACUAACCGGAGACUCACCUGAGACUAACCUGAGACUCACCUGAGACUCACCUGAGACUCACCUGAGACUAACUAAAUACAUGUGUGAGACUUCCCUGAGAACUCUCAGGUAAGCUGGAUUCUGACAGAGCUCAUGGAGUCACAUCAGGUUGUAGACUUGUCACCUGUAGACACACCUGAGAGGAAGUGACCUCACACAUCCUGAGUCUUGUUUUGAAAGACUGUUUGAUUAUUUCCUGUCAGAUCACUUUAAUGCUGCUUCCUCCUGAACUUUAAGUAUUUUAAACAUUUCAGGUUUUUCUGUUCAGAGAUCGUCUUUGUGACGGUUGAAUCACUGAUAACAGUCUUCAGAACUGUGUUGUGAUAACUCCAGAACACACCAAAGAUCUACUCUGAUGAUGCAGGGGCCUGAUUCGUCUACACAGCUGUCAAUCAUGACAUCACACCCUUUUUCAUAAUUUAAUAAUCAAAACUCAAGUUCUCAGAAAAGAGACAUGGAUCAGCAUGAUAAGAAGUAACCAUAAUGACAGAAAACAUUUCUUUGUUAUUGUUUAAAAGUUUGACCCAUCUGUUAGCAUGGAGGGGGCGGAGCUUAUGACCUAUACUACAACCAGUCAGCAGAGGGCUUGACUUAUAGGUAACUGUCAUAUCGUCAAUACAGUCCAUAGUUUUCACACACACACCUGUACCACACACACACACACACACACACACCUGUACAUAACUCCUCCAGAAUGUGGAUUCAGAUGGCAGCUUUAAAACUGAAUAAUUAUAAACCAUCCUCAGAUCACUGCAGUUUGAGAAAUAUUUAAGAGUCUGAAAUAAGAGGCACUAUUGUAGCAUUUUAGCUAGCAGUAGUAACACGUUGAACACACAGUUAGACUGAUAAUAAACACUUAUUGCUCUUAUCUUAUUAACUCUUUAUUUAAUGACGUCAGGAAUGAUUCAGAGAGCAAAGUGAGAGCAGGACAUUUAGAAGAAGCUCUGAGAUGUUGUGACUGAGUAGCAUGUUGUGCUUUUAACUCAACAAUGUUUUUUUAAACCGUCAAUUUCCACCUAGUCUACGUUCUGUCAGCGCCAAUGUUUUUUAGGACUGUGUGCGCCCUGCCACAUCAGAACCACAAGAUCACGCCGGAAUAAAGAGAAAAACGUGUAAACAA
Molecule: messenger RNA, 8383 nt
Organism: Labrus mixtus (cuckoo wrasse)
Lineage: Eukaryota; Metazoa; Chordata; Actinopteri; Labriformes; Labridae
Product: serine/threonine-protein kinase PAK 6-like
Exons: 10
Coding region: 274-2172 (632 amino acids)
Biological process (GO): protein phosphorylation; intracellular signal transduction; regulation of MAPK cascade
Cellular component (GO): cytoplasm
Molecular function (GO): protein serine/threonine kinase activity; ATP binding
Source: RefSeq, a predicted model, not a curated record